Messenger RNA from Anopheles gambiae (African malaria mosquito), 3296 nucleotides. RefSeq names its product valine--tRNA ligase. The coding region runs from base 167 to 3148 and encodes 993 amino acids. The record is from RefSeq and is a predicted model, not a curated record. Lineage: Eukaryota; Metazoa; Arthropoda; Insecta; Diptera; Culicidae. The transcript has 4 exons. Gene Ontology annotation, biological process: valyl-tRNA aminoacylation. Gene Ontology annotation, molecular function: ATP binding; valine-tRNA ligase activity; aminoacyl-tRNA deacylase activity. Gene Ontology annotation, cellular component: cytosol.
UGCAUAAUUGCAUUUGUUGGUACAUUUUACCACUCGGGCAGUAUGGUUGUAAGUGUCAAAAAAAGGUAAACACAGGACGUGUGUGUUUUGAAAUGGGCCGGUCUUUGCGGCGCCGAAGCACACGAUUUCGCUGGCAAAUGAGAUAACAAUUGCGGGGCUCGGGAAAAUGCUCCGUGUUUUCCGACGAAAUGUGGGACCGCCACUCUGGCCCGGUGGCUGUGGCCGAACCGCAACAAGUGUUAUCCUGCGACAAUACGGAACUGGAAAGGAAAUUGCCUCGGCAUACAAACCAUCACAGGUGGAGAGAAGCUGCGAAUCGGGAACGACACCUCAACUGCCGAGUGCAUUCAACCAGACACGCGACAACGCCCCACCAUUCAAUGUGCUCCUGCCGCCACCGAACGUAACGGGAGAGCUUCACCUGGGUCACGCGCUUACCGGCGCCAUACAGGAUGCGUUGGUGCGGCAGGCCCGCCUGUCCGGCCGACGGACCACCUGGAUCCCGGGCAUGGAUCACGCCGGCAUCGCGACCCAGGUGGUGGUGGAAAAGCGACUGCUGAAGGAGCGAAACCUCACCCGGCACGAUCUCGGAAGGGAACGCUUCCUGCAGGAGGUGAUGCAGUGGAAGGUGGAAAAGGAAGACAGCAUCCGGCGGGCGCUGAAGAAGCUGGGCUGCUCGAUGGACUGGAGCAGGGAGUACUUCACGAUGGAUGCGCACCAGUCGGUCGCGGUGAAGGAAGCGUUCGUGCAGCUGUUCGACCGGGGGCUGAUCUAUCGCGAUCGUUCGCUAAUCAAUUGGUCCUGCACGCUCGAGUCGGCCAUUUCCGACGUGGAGGUGGAGAAUGUAGAAAUUAGCGGCCCGACCGAGAUAGCCGUGCCGGGGUACAGCCGUAACGUCACGUUCGGGCGAAUGGUGGACAUAGCGUACAAGGUGCAGGGAUCGACGGAAGAGAUCGUCGUGUCGACGACCCGGCCGGAAACGUUUCUGGGUGAUGUAGCCGUGGCGGUGCAUCCGGACGACGGGCGUUAUUCGCAUCUGCGCAACAAGGUCACCUUCCUGUGGCAUCCGGUGAGGAAGGAGGAGAUCCCGCUCAUCUUUGACGGCGCGGUCGAUCGAUCGUUCGGGACGGGAGCGGUCAAGAUAACGCCCGCGCACGAUCGGUUCGACUUUGAGCUGGGUCGCCGGCACCAUCUGGCCACGGUCGAGGUGAUCGAUGAGCGGGGAAGGGUGCAGGAACAUUUCGGUCCCUUCACCGGCAUGCCGCGGUACGAAGCGCGUGAAGCUUUGCUGGAGUAUCUGGCGAAACUGUCGCUGCUGCGUGGCAUUAAGCCACACACGAUGCUGUUGCCGCUCUGCUCCCGGUCCAAGGAUGUGGUGGAGCUGUUGCUUCGACCGCAAUGGUUCGUACGGUGCCGGGAAAUGGCACAGCGAGCGAUGGACGCGGUGCGGGAGGGCAAGCUCGAAAUAGUGCCCAACACGUUCGAACGGGAGUGGUUCCGGUGGUUGGACAACUGUCACGAUUGGUGCAUUUCGCGGCAGCUCUGGUGGGGCCACCGUAUCCCUGCGUACUGUGUCCGGUAUGACGGUGCAAAGGAGCGAUGGAUAGCGGCACGAUCGGAGGAGGAGGCACGCGAAAAGUUUGCAGCGCUGGAACCGAACGCUGCGAAGGACGCGGUAUCGAUCGAGCAGGAUCCGGACGUGCUGGAUACGUGGUUUUCCUCCGGCUUGCUGCCAUUUUCGUCGACCGGAUGGCCGGGAAACGUUUCACCCGCCCAUUAUCCGCUGCAGCUGAUGGAAACUGGGCACGAUAUUCUGUUCUUCUGGGUCGCCCGCAUGGUUAUGCUAGGUCAGGAGCUGACGGGGAAGCUGCCGUUCGAAAGGGUUCUACUGCAUGGCAUUAUCUGUGACGAGUUUGGCAGAAAGAUGUCCAAAAGUCUUGGCAAUGUGAUCAAGCCGGAUCAUGUCAUACACGGCAUUUCGUUGGAACGGUUACAGGCGGAGGCGGAAGAUUCGCACCGGCGGGGUGUACUGUCCCAGGCGGAGCUGGGGAAAUCCCUUGCCGGGCAGCGCAAAAUGUUCCCCAGCGGUAUACCGGAGUGUGGUAUCGAUGCGUUACGGUUUACGCUGUGUUCAGCCAACGUGAAGAACCAUUUCAUACAUUUUAACGCACAAGAAGCGCAUACCAAUAAGCUAUUUUUUAACAAAAUUUGGCAAGCUACACGAUACACAUUGGCAUGUGCCGAACGAUUCGAUGCGGGGAAAACUUUAGAUCAAACAGUGGAUCUACGGCAAACCGCCGAUCGAAUGCCGCUGAUGGAUCGAUGGAUACUGAGCCGACUCGGGAACACGGUGCAGCAGUGCCGAGAGGCGUUUGCGAGUUACAACUUUCAUCUGGCAACGGCGGCACUAAAAACGUUUUUUUAUAGCAAUUUUUGUGACGUUUAUUUGGAAACGACAAAAAUCAACAUGAAACCGGAAAGCUCUUCUGUGGCAGCGCUGCACUGUGCCGUGCUAAAACACUGCCUCACUGUUGGUUUACGCCAAAUGGAACCAUUCACGCCGUACCUAGCGCAAGAGCUUUUAACGCAUUUAUGCGCCGCGAGUUCAUCCAUUGCCGUGGAUUUGGACCACGACGCGGCACUCGGUUGGGUGGACCCCACGGUGGAAGAAAGCAUUGAGUGUGUGCUGCAAAUAUGCCAGCACAUUAGGCAAGCGAAAAACGAAUACAAUCCACCGAUCGUGCGCAAACACAAUCCUAUUCUGCACAUAUACGCCAAAGCGCCCAAGCUUGCCGCCGAGUUGCACGUGCUGCGCGACACAAUACAGCAGCUAACGCACUGCAACGGAGUCGUACUGCAUUCGGACGAACGGUUGUUCGGCAACGUGCAGUACGUAGUGAAGGGUGCCCCAACGCAUGACUGUUUAAUUGGAAUUGUGGCCGAGUCGGGCGGAGGCGCAAAUGGUGCCGGUGCCGAGGCAAGCCGAAAGAUGCUGGCGAAAUUGGAUGCAGAGAUUGAGAAGCUGCUGAAGACUAUUGGAAACGAAGGGUAUAAACGGUCGGCCAGCGAAAGUGUACAGAAACGGCAUCAGGAAAAGCUUGAUCGAUUGCAGCAACAGCGGGAAGAGAUGCUAAAAAUGGCUUCCUAAGUGUGUUUGUGUUUGAUUUCUCGCAAGAGAAUCCUAGUCAGAAUGCUGCUACGUUUGUGUGAGAACCCAGACAGUGUUAUUUGUUGAAGAGGCAGAACUAUUUUGCAAUUAAAAAGUUUAUGGAAUACAUUUAAACAUACGCAGCACA